Messenger RNA from Cylindrotheca closterium, 2754 nucleotides. The record is from the annotation of a GenBank genome assembly. NCBI's taxonomy places the organism in Eukaryota, Bacillariophyta, Bacillariophyceae, Bacillariales, Bacillariaceae.
AUGGGAGUGUCCCAGCAGGAUCGAGCACUCAAGAGAUUUCUCUUUGGAAUCUAUUCCCAAAUUGAUUGUUACUUUGAGCGUUUGGUAAGAUCCGGCACAAACGCAGAAGAAAACCUACCCGACUUGGGGACCUACAUGGAGACCUGCUACCAUGGAGGAAGCCUACCGGAGUCAAACUUGUUUGUUGUCGCAAAGGUCGGACAUGGUGGAACAGGAGACAAGUUUGAGAGUCUGCUGAAGAGAGAGAAAGAAAGGGCCCAGAAGAAGAGCCUGGGCAAAUCAGUAAAAAAUCCUGACAUGAACGAAGAACAUCGCUACACCGGAAGAACUACUACUGAGUUAAUCAAACGGACAGGCGAACAGCCUCCAAAGCAUGCCAACGGAAAGGAACUGUGCCUCAUUUGGCACACAAAGGGCGAAUGCAAGGAGAACUGUGAACAUGAUGCUGCACCAGACAUUGAUAAGCUUCCGCACCCUGCCGCACCAAUGCUACACCGAGUAAUGAAAAAUGGGGCUCCUGUGGUGGUUCAUUCGGAGCCAUGGAGCCAGAGCCAACUUGACAUGCGAGUCGCUCGGGGCUGUCACUCAUCAGCAAACGAAUUCAAAGAGUUUCUGAUGGAGGAGUUUUUGGAUUUUGGAAGGAAGGGAUUUUGGAUCCUACUUCCAUACGACGCCAUCAAGGACGAGAAGGGACUUUGCCUUUCUCCAAUUGAGGGAGCUAUGCAAUUCGGCAUGGCCCCACUACGCAUCUGCGAGGCACUCAUGAAGGCAAACCCGGACUAUGGGCCAGUUUACAUGUACAAGAACGGCAUGUCGGAUGGUUUCUAUUGCAUCCAACUGUCAACUACCGGCGCACUCAAGCUUGGGGUCAUCUUACCGCGUUUUGAAGGACUUCCACAAUUGGUUGCACUGCCACUUGUGCUUCCAAUGGGUUGGACAGAGAGUCCACCAUGGUUCUGCGCUUUCACGGAAACCGUUGCCGAUCUGACAAAUGUUGACUUGCAACAAAACAAGCGAGUGCCACCGCAUCCUUUGGGAAGGGCAGCAGCCAUCACUGACUUUGAAGUGAGGGACACACAAGUCGUGAGACCUAUACCAAAAUCUCACCAGCCACUGACUUACCAGCGCCCAUUGAAAAAGAUGGAAGUCUUUGUGGACGAUUUUGUUGGAAUGGGCCAAGACCAUCCAAGCAAUCCUUUGACAAAUCAACGAGCCGUCCUCAGCCACAACAUUGACAAGGUCUUCCGACCAAAUCGACCCACGGACAACCAGUGGCGAAAAGAGCCACAGUCACAAUCGAAAAUGGCUAAGGGAGAUGCCUCUUGGCACACAGUCAAAGAAGCCUUGGGUUGGAACUGGGGAGCGACAACAAAGACAUUGCAAUUGAAAGAGAAACAAGUGAGCAAGGCCCUGUCACUCCUGGGUGAGGUCUUGGAUUGCAAACGCGUCUCCCUGAAACAAUGGCAGCAGGUGGUGCGGUUGACUCCUGAGGUCCGUGAGCAACUGGAAAUCUUCCAAGAUUUUCUUCAUGGCCAUGCAAAGCGCCCCACAACACUGGAAGAGCUGGUACCAGGCGUCGACUUACACGUGGGCUCUUGUGAUGCAGCAAAGUUGGGAAGGGGAGGAGUAUGGUUCACAGACGGUGCAGAGGCCAUUGUCUGGCGCGAACCAUAUCAAGAAGCAGUGAAAAAAGAGGUCAUUUCAGAUCACAAUCUGACAGGAAAACUUACCAACUCAGACUUGGAGCUGGAAGGCACCGUUCUCCAUCAUUUUGUCCUUGGAAAGACAGCCCAGGUGGAAGGCAGAACCACUUACACUGGCUAUCAACUCUUGGCAACUGUACAGGAUGCCGAACGCCGUGAACUCCUUGAUGACAUCCGUGCUGUUGAACUCGGAAUCGAACGCGGAGUCUGUCCUUCAAGAGUUGCAAAGGCACACUCUGUCUGGACCACAUGGGUUGCCUUCUGCGACAGCCUCACCCUUGACCCAGGAUUGUCAGCGGUCGACGAUCCCUUGCUCAUCAUCCUCCUUUUUGGAACCCAAUGGCGACAUGGAAAAAUUGCCCCCAGUAAGAGACAGGUCCGGGGUCGAACGGCUGAAGAUGCCAUGCGCCAGGUGGGCCAGGCCUUUUCCUCAUUGGGACUGCUUGAUCCGAGGAUGAACCGAUAUGCACCGGGCACAAUGGACUUUUGUUGGACACGGCUGCUAAAAAGUUGGAAAAAAGAGGAUCCAGCAGCACAACGAGUACGCCCAUUGCCAAAGUCUUUGUUAAGGCAAGCAUCAAAGCUCGCCUCAAAACCCACUAGUACACAUGCCGCAAAGGCAAUGAACCGAUUGAUGUGGCUGGGAUUUUUCUUUUUGUUACGUCCUGGCAAAUUUCUGUCAAAGGCGGGAACACAAUUUCCAUUCAAGGUGAAGCAAGUGUUCUUUCGUAUCAACGACGCAGAAUUUCAUGGUGACGUCAUCCCCCUUUGCCUCCUGGACACGUCACUUGUGACAUUCGCCGGUCUGAUAUUUGACAAACAAAAAAAUGCGGUGCCAGACAAAAAGAUCGGUUUGGGCAUGUCAUUUAAUGGUGACAACCCCACAGCUACGCUGAUUGCCAUUGUCCGGCACCUUCGACAGAGUCAACAAACGACUGGCGACACCCCUUUGUUCACCUACUACUCCGAGUUCGGAGUCCCUUGCAAUGUCACAGAUCAAAUGAUGACAAAAUAUCUGAGAGCAGUUGCUCUCUCCGUGGAGGUUGAUUGA